AGGAUCUUGGUGACUGCUUUUAUUUUGAAGUACAUCCCGCGCGACGUCCGGCUGGGAAUGCCACAGCUGUUGCUAUGGAUGUGUUGGUGUCGUGACCUGGUUGCUACAGGCAGAGACGGACAGCGGCGCUCGGCUCAUGGACUUACUCGAGAAACACCAGGACAUUUUAGCUAAAAGAGCAGAGCUGCUGGAGGAGAUGGGGAGUCGCAGGGAGCAGCUAAACAUCCUGAGGAGGCAACAGGACUUACAGAAGAUAGAGGAUGGUCUUAAAGGGGGAAAGCUGCCACACCCACAUCUCCUGGCUCUGGAGACAAGGUAUUGGGUGUCUGUGGAAGAGUCCAUCCCAGCCUGGGAGCACUUCCUUCUGGGUAAAGGUCCACACCCAAUUGAUGGUCCAGGACAGACAGCAAGGAGAAACAAACAGAACCCCAGCAUAGCUCAAGACCAAGGCCUUCCUCCGCGGCCAAAACCACGGGCUGCCAGAUAGGUGAUUAUGAAGGUGCUACUGCAGCCUGAAGUAUCAAUGUUAUAGUUACAUGAUGCAAAUGAGCCCAAGUCAGAUGACUCUCAUACCCUGUUCAGAGCCGAAUUCCAUUUUUCUGCUGACCAAUGGGUUUCUAUGGUGAAUCAGGGCAUCAAGCGAUGAGAAGAAGCACAACUUUCUGACACCAACAGCAAGGUGCUUGUUAGUGAGGUGGAGGUGAAGUUCGACAGAUUGUUUGGUAGCCACAGCAGUGAUGUAAUUAAUAGAAGAACAUGCACGGAGUGAUAAAGCGUUGCUGCUGCGGUUAUUGAGAGAGAGAGAGAGUGAGUACAAAUCAGAGGACAGUGCCUGAAGUAAAGAAAGUGGUCACAUUUAAAGAUGAAGGCAAUAAAUGAUUGUUGUUUUCUCAUCGUCAGAAGGUGAGUGAACUUGAUUAAUCCCCUGUACGUAUUUGAAUCAUCCAAAAGUGCAGGAUUAUUAAAUUCAGAGACAGCUGCAAUAUUCCCAAUCUAUGAAUUUAGCAGAAUCGGUUCAGUUCCAUCAGGUCAGUCUGUCUAAUACUGGACUCAGUUCAGCACAAAGAUCCAGGUUCACAGCGCUGUAGAUUAUAAUUUAUAUCAGAUGAUGAGUUUUGUUUCCUACUUAUCCUUAUGUAUGCAUAGUCCUCUAUCAUUACAUGUGUAUCCAUCACGCAGCAUUAUUUAUUUUUACAGCAAUGGGACAGAUUACUUCACACAUCAGGUGUUCCUGACCUCCACUCUGAGACAUCAUUUGGAAAUUGAAGUUUAAAGGUGAACACAGUUUAUUUAUUUCAUGUAAGUUGUGUCUGCCUGACAGCACAGUCAUAUUCACUGCACCAUUUUACACACACAUAGGCUCUAUAUGAAUACUACAGUCAUACUUUGUGAUACAGGUGCAGUGUUAUAGAAAUAUAUUAUUAAAAACCAUCAAUCACUCUCUUCUGUAACUGUUAUUUUAUGCUAUUUUACCUUGAUUUGCUUCAAGUUGUUUUACAUAUUUUUCAAUUGAAGGUUCUUAUGGAACAAAUGUCGCAGAAGCACAAAUGACACUAUUCGUAUUAAUGAUGGAAGUGGAUCAAUAAUCUGGCUUCAUUUCACCUCCUCACCUCUGCAUUGCCACUUUCUUAUGCAUGUUUUCUCCUGAUCUGGGUCCUUUUGAGAUUAUGGUUGCAAUGCUGUGUAAAUCCCACUAGAGAGAGCCAGCGUUCCAGACAAAAGAAGGAAAAGCUUUUCAUCGUCAGAGGUAAACCUUCAUAAACUGUUCAGUCUGUCUGUUACAUUAAAUGACUUCUAUGCAUAUUUAUAUAUGAUUUUGUAGAUUUUAUGGAUAUAGAUUGUUAUUUUAACAACAUUGGCACAAUCUUACUGGUGAAAAAUAUCAAAAUGUGUAUUGAGAUAUCCAAUAAACAACUUGGGGCUCUGCAUAUUCUUUCAUUUCUUUCAUUUUUCAUUUGACAUCAUUAUUCAUGUUGUAGAUAAAUCAAUCAAUCAAUCAAAAUGUUAUUUGUAUAGUCCAUAUUCUCAAAUCACGAUUUGUCUCUUAGGGCUUUAACAAGGUGUGACAUCCUCUGCCCUUGACUCUCAACAAGAGUAAGGAAAAACUACUAAAAAAUCACUUGUCGAUGAUAAUCUAAAUCACCAGUGAUGUGGGGUCUGUGUGUAUCACCUCUUUAUGUUUUUAGUUGUCCAUCAGGUGUCCAUGAGAGUUUCAUAAACUGGUGAAGUUAAAAAAAGGGUUCUUGAGUGGUCUAAUUGAAAUCAUUAAUGUAAUAAGAACAAAGAUGGUAAAGCUUGUUAUUGCAGAUAUCAGCAACACUACCAGUGAACUAUGUGAUGAUAUAAUCAACAGAUUUGUACAUUUGUUACAGUUUUUGUACUUUCAAUAAACACU
Paralichthys olivaceus (Japanese flounder) is the source of this 2395-nucleotide messenger RNA. It is a transcript of the gene cep15, whose product is annotated as centrosomal protein 15. The record is from RefSeq and is a predicted model, not a curated record. Lineage: Eukaryota; Metazoa; Chordata; Actinopteri; Pleuronectiformes; Paralichthyidae.